Suricata suricatta (meerkat) is the source of this 3707-nucleotide messenger RNA. It is a transcript of the gene ELAPOR2, whose product is annotated as KIAA1324 like. Lineage: Eukaryota; Metazoa; Chordata; Mammalia; Carnivora; Herpestidae. The transcript is spliced from 21 exons. Gene Ontology annotation, biological process: positive regulation of BMP signaling pathway. The record is from RefSeq and is a predicted model, not a curated record. Bases 115 to 2847 code for a protein of 910 amino acids.
GGCUCCCGGUGGAGAGUGGCCAUUCCGAAUUCUGCAGUGGACUGCUCUGGCCUGCCUGACCCAGUGAGAGGCAAAGAAUGCACUUUCUCCUGUGCUUCUGGAGAGUAUCUAGAAAUGAAGAACCAGGUGUGCAGUAAGUGUGGUGAAGGUACCUAUUCUUUGGGCAGUGGCAUCAAAUUUGAUGAAUGGGAUGAGUUGCCAGCUGGAUUUUCCAACGUUGCAACGUUCAUGGACACUGUGGUCGGCCCUUCUGACAGCAGGCCAGAUGGCUGUAACAACUCUUCAUGGGUCCCUCGUGGAAACUACAUCGAGUCAAAUCGUGAUGACUGCACGGUAUCUUUGAUCUAUGCUGUGCACCUUAAGAAGUCGGGUUAUGUCUUCUUUGAGUACCAGUAUGUGGACAACAACAUCUUCUUUGAGUUCUUUAUUCAGAAUGAUCAGUGCCAGGAGAUGGACACCACCGCAGACAAGUGGGUAAAACUCACAGACAAUGGAGAAUGGGGCUCUCAUUCUGUGAUGCUGAAGUCAGGCACCAACAUACUGUACUGGAGGACCACUGGCAUCCUGAUGGGCUCGAAGGCCGUCAAGCCAGUUUUGGUAAAAAAUAUCACAAUUGAAGGGGUGGCCUACACGUCAGAAUGCUUUCCGUGCAAGCCAGGGACCUUCAGCAACCAACCAGGCUCAUUCAUCUGCCAAGUCUGUCCCAGAAACACCUACUCGGAGAAAGGAGCCAAAGAAUGCAUUAAGUGUGAAGAGGACUCCCAAUUUUCAGAGGAAGGGUCCAGCGAAUGUAUGGAGCGACCUCCCUGUACCACAAAAGACUAUUUCCAGAUCCAUACUCCAUGUGAUGAAGAAGGAAAGACGCAAAUUAUGUACAAAUGGAUAGAGCCCAAAAUCUGCCGGGAGGAUCUCACAGAUGCUAUUAGGUUGCCCCCUUCUGGAGAGAAGAAGGAUUGUCCACCUUGCAACCCUGGCUUUUAUAACAAUGGAUCAUCUUCUUGCCAUCCCUGUCCCCCUGGAACGUUUUCGGAUGGAACAAAGGAGUGUAGGCCAUGCCCAGCUGGAAUGGAGCCUGCGCUUGGGUUUGAAUACAAAUGGUGGAAUGUCCUUCCUGGCAACAUGAAAACUUCCUGCUUUAAUGUUGGGAAUUCAAAGUGUGACGGAAUGAAUGGAUGGGAGGUGGCUGGAGAUCAUAUCCAGAGUGGGGCUGGAGGUUCAGAUAAUGAUUACCUGAUCUUAAACUUGCAUAUCCCAGGAUUUAAACCACCAACAUCUAUGACUGGAGCCAUGGGUUCUGAACUCGGAAGAAUAACAUUUGUCUUUGAGACCCUCUGUUCAGCUGACUGCGUUCUAUAUUUCAUGGUGGAUAUUAAUAGAAAAAGUACCAAUGUGGUGGAAUCAUGGGGUGGAACCAAAGAAAAACAAGCUUAUACCCACAUCAUCUUCAAGAAUGCAACAUUCACAUUUACAUGGGCAUUCCAGAGAACUAAUCAGGGCCAAGAUAAUAGACGGUUCAUCAAUGACAUGGUGAAGAUUUAUUCUAUCACUGCCACUAAUGCAGUUGAUGGGGUGGCGUCCUCAUGCCGUGCCUGUGCCCUCGGUUCUGAACAGUCGGGCUCAUCGUGUGUCCCCUGCCCCCCAGGCCACUACAUUGAGAAAGAAACCAACCAGUGCAAGGAGUGUCCACCUGACACCUACCUGUCCAUACAUCAGGUCUAUGGCAAGGAGGCUUGUAUUCCAUGUGGGCCUGGGAGUAGAAGCACUCAGGACCACUCAGUUUGCUAUAGUGACUGCUUUUUCCACCAUGAGAAAGAAAAUCAGAGUUUGCACUAUGACUUCAGCAACCUCAGCAGCGUGGGCUCGUUAAUGAAUGGACCUAGCUUUACCUCCAAGGGAACAAAAUACUUCCAUUUCUUCAAUAUUAGUUUGUGUGGGCAUGAGGGGAAGAAGAUGGCUCUUUGUACCAACAAUAUAACAGACUUCACUGUAAAGGAAAUGGUGUCAGGGUCAGAUGAUUACACAAAUUUGGUAGGAGCAUAUGUAUGCCAGUCAACUAUUAUUCCUUCUGAGAGUAAGGGUUUCCGAGCAGCCUUAUCAUCACAAUCCAUCAUUCUGGCAGAUACAUUUUUAGGAGUGACCGUUGAAACCACAUUGCAAAAUAUUAAUAUAAAAGAAGAUAUGUUCCCAGUUUCACCUAGCCAAAUACCAGAUGUGCAUUUCUUUUAUAAGUCUUCUACAACUACAACGUCUUGUGUUAAUGGCCGAUCAACUGCUGUGAAAAUGAGGUGCAAUCCUACUAAACCAGGAGCAGGAGUGAUUUCAGUCCCCAGCAAGUGCCCAGCAGGCACCUGUGAUGGGUGCACAUUCUAUUUUCUGUGGGAGAGUGCGGAAGCUUGCCCUCUAUGCACCGAGCAUGACUUCCAUGAGAUCGAGGGAGCCUGUAAGAGAGGACUUCAGGAAACCUUAUAUGUAUGGAAUGACCCUAAGUGGUGCAUUAAAGGAAUUUCUUUGCCUGAGAAAAAGUUGUCAACCUGCGAAACAGUUGACUUUUGGCUGAAAGUUGGAGCAGGUGUGGGAGCUUUCACUGCGGUUUUGCUGGUGGCUCUAACUUGCUACUUCUGGAAAAAGAAUCGGAAACUGGAGUACAAAUAUUCCAAGUUAGUGAUGACAACUAACUCAAAAGAGUGUGAGCUCCCAGCUGCAGACAGUUGUGCUAUCAUGGAAGGAGAAGAUAAUGAGGAAGAAGUUGUAUAUUCCAAUAAACAGUCACUACUGGGAAAACUCAAAUCCUUGGCAACGAAGGACCUCCUUUGUUGUUAUUAUAUGGCCAAAGAAUUGAAAACUUGAAAGGUACCUGAGAAAAAUCACAGGAAGCGAGAUGGAGGACAAAGUCUUUCUCCCUGAGAAGGCUCAGUACACCUAAUUGCAUUUUGAAUAGCAAUUUUAAUUGACAGAAUAAUUUAAAAAUCAUUUAAAUGAAAAUAUAAAAUGCUAUGGAAAAGCUGAAAGAAUUAUACAGUGGUACAGUCAUAUACUCACCACCCAAAUUUUACGUGUGAUUUCUUACCUAUCUUUAUAAAUCUCUAUCCUUCUAUUCAUUUAUCAAUACAUCUUUUUUUUCUGAUGCCUGUCAAAGUAAGCUGUGGAAUUCAAUACAUUUUAUGCCCACACACUUCUGGAAACAUAUAAUUGAUGAGAGAAUUCAAUAUUUCAAGUUUUUUUCUAAGGGACAGUGUUUACAUAGAGUGAAAUGCCCACAUAACAAGUAUGCAAUUUGAUGAAUGUUGAGAAGUGCAUAUGCUUGUAUCACCCCAAAUCCUAUCAAUAAAUAGGAUGUCAGCCUCACCCUUGAAAGCUGACUCAUGUCCUUUUGCAGGCAAUCGAUCCCCAUCCUCAUUCCCAAAGAGGAAAUCACUGUAGUAAUCUUCUUAAACUGUAGAUUCAUUUUGUCUGUUUUAGAACUUUAUAUAAUUGUAGUUACAUGGUGUGUAAUAUUUGUGUAAGUUUUCUUUCACUCAGGAAAAUGUUUUUGAGAUUUAUCUACUCUCUGUUAGACAGUAGUAGAUUCAUUUUUAUUCAAGAGUAGUAUUCUAUUAGAUGGAUAUGCCAAUAUUUGUUUACCCAUUCUCCUCUUGAUGACUACUUGUGCUAUUCCCAGUAUCUAGCUAUGAAUAAAAUGGCUAUGAAUAUCAUUGGACAAAUCUUAA